Stegostoma tigrinum is the source of this 1798-nucleotide messenger RNA. RefSeq names its product TSEN2 tRNA splicing endonuclease subunit (gene tsen2). Bases 303 to 1700 code for a protein of 465 amino acids. The transcript is spliced from 12 exons. The record is from RefSeq and is a predicted model, not a curated record. Lineage: Eukaryota; Metazoa; Chordata; Chondrichthyes; Orectolobiformes; Stegostomatidae. Gene Ontology annotation, cellular component: tRNA-intron endonuclease complex. Gene Ontology annotation, molecular function: nucleic acid binding; tRNA-intron lyase activity. Gene Ontology annotation, biological process: tRNA-type intron splice site recognition and cleavage; tRNA splicing, via endonucleolytic cleavage and ligation.
GAUGAGGCAAAUAGGCAGUUUCCAAAAAGAAUUGAAAAACUCAGUUAUGAAGGCAUUCGUAAGUUAUUUGCUAGAACAAAUCUAAAUUUGUGUUUUCAAUACAUUAGACGAAGAAAGCUUCAUGCACAAUUGAUUAAUGCAAUCGAGGCACUUUAUUGCGGAAACUCAAUGGGAACGAAGAAACAGUAAGAGAGGGUUCGGUCGGUGAUGUUUCUGGGUUGCACUGGCGGCUGAUGCUGUGUGGACGCUUGAAACGGCCCAACCAUCCUGUCUGAAAUUACUUCAAAGGAAUCUUUGGUGCUAUGGCAGAAGCAAACUUCUGUGCGCCAAAAAGAAAGAGAAGAGUGUAUGAAUCUUACGAAGCUCCUUAUCCUGUGCCAUUAAAACGAGAAGAAUCAAAUGCAUAUGAACAAGAACAUUAUUAUGCAGAAAUUAUGAAUAACAACGUAAUUGUGAGGAACCCAGACAGUAUGCAAGCCCUUUAUGGAAAGGGUUAUUUUGGAAAAGGGGUGUUGUCGAGAAGCCGACCAGAUUACAAUAUUUCAGACCCCACUUUAGCUGCCAAAUGGAAAGAUGCCAAUCUUCUGCAUAUGCCCAUAAUUUCAUCAACAAAGUUUCAGCACCAUGUAGAGUGGGCGAAAAGUCUCCUGCAAGAACAAGGCCUAGAAGAUGCUUUCAUUGAGAAAAUUUUGGAAGAUUAUACAAAACCAAUAGAAUUACCAUGUGAUAGAACAAGCAGUGAAUCUGGUGAUCAUUCACCAGGAAUAAAUAUCAAUUCCCAAGUCUACGCAGCUGAAGAAGAAUCUGGUGAAGGAGUUGAAAAUAUGCAUAAUGGAGAAAAUCAUUCUGUCAAAAGCACUCAAAAUAUGGCACAUUGUUUGGAAGGUGAUGCACUUUACAAUCCAUUAGCAAGACUGGCAGACUGUGAAACAACUGAGAGGGAAGCUGUAACAGAAGUACACUGUCCCAGACAUAAUGAUCUCAUUAUUCACUGUGGCUGCCAGUAUCCAGAUGAUAUGAAUGAAGUUCUGCAAUACAAUUCAAUUAAAGAUAACAAAAUGUCCGUAGAACAUGAAUAUGUUCUAGUGGUGGAAAACGUACUUCCAUUUAAUGAUAAAGAAUUGAGUAAAAAACCUGAAGUAACAGAGAGAUUAGUCUGCAAAAGAAACCCGUUCAAAGUUUUUGAAUAUCUUCAACUCAGCUUGGAAGAGGCUUUUUUCCUUGUCUAUGCUUUAGGAUGUUUAACCAUUUAUCACAAUGAGGAACCUCUGACUAUUCUCAAAUUAUGGGAAAUAUUUAGUCUGAUUCAACCUGGGUUUAAAACUAAUUACAUGGGUUAUCACUACUUCCGAAGUAAAGGCUGGGUGCCAAAAACUGGACUGAAGUAUGGAACAGAUCUUCUGUUAUAUCGAAAAGGACCUCCAUUUUAUCAUGCAAGUUAUUCAGUGGUAAUUGAAAUGCUUGAUGAUAGUUAUCAGGGCUCACAACGUAGGCCUUUUACAUGGAGAUCUCUUGCCGGUUUAAGCCGAAUCACUGCUAAUGUCUCUAAGGAGCUUCUGUUGUGCUAUUUAAUUAAGCCAUCAAAUAUGACUGAUGAGGCAAUGACAUCACCUGAAUGUAUGAAGAAAAUUAAAGCUCAGGAGCUAAUUGUAAGCCGUUGGAUUUCUUCCCGUGAACGGACUGACCAAGAAGAGUUGUAGCAUAUUAUAAAGUAUUAAUAAAGUCGGUUAAUGCAGGGCCCAAAUAAAUUUAUGUAAAACUAGAUGUACAGUUGAAGUUAAUAAAAUUGAAAAAGUGA